Messenger RNA from Anoplophora glabripennis (Asian longhorned beetle), 4865 nucleotides. RefSeq names its product cyclin-T2. Gene Ontology annotation, cellular component: nucleus; cyclin/CDK positive transcription elongation factor complex. Gene Ontology annotation, molecular function: cyclin-dependent protein serine/threonine kinase activator activity. The transcript is spliced from 6 exons. Gene Ontology annotation, biological process: positive regulation of DNA-templated transcription, elongation; regulation of transcription by RNA polymerase II. Lineage: Eukaryota; Metazoa; Arthropoda; Insecta; Coleoptera; Cerambycidae. The record is from RefSeq and is a predicted model, not a curated record. Bases 94 to 3261 code for a protein of 1055 amino acids.
AAAUAUUUAUUGUUUUGCAUUAGUCAAAUGAAUCGGAUUUUUAAUUUUACACGCAACGCCAUCUGCAUUGAUCUUUUUGUCGUGUAAGUGUAAAUGGCUAACCCAAGCAGUAGCGACAAAUGGUAUUUUACAAAAGAACAACUUGAAAAUACACCGUCAAGAAAAUGUGGUUACGAUGCCCACAAAGAACUUUCAUACAGGCAACAAGCCGCAAAUUUUAUCCAGGACAUGGGCCAGAAGCUUAAAGUAUCACAAUUAUGUAUCAACACAGCAAUCGUGUACAUGCAUCGCUUCUAUGUGUUCCACUCAUUUACACACUUCCCAUGGCACCAGAUGGCAGCAGCUGCACUUUUUCUUGCAGCCAAAGUGGAGGAGCAACCAAGAAAGCUGGAAUAUGUAAUAAAAGUCGCAAAUAUAUGCCGCAACCCAAGAGAUACAAAUAUAGAUUUAAAUUCAGAAAGGUAUAUAACCCAAUCUCAGGAUUUAGUGUUCAAUGAGAAUGUGCUGCUGCAAACCUUAGGAUUUGAUGUCGCCAUUGAUCAUCCCCACACUCACGUUGUAAGGUGCUGUCAUUUAGUAAGAGCUAGUAAGGAUUUAGCUCAGACAUCAUAUUUUAUGGCAAGUAAUAGCUUACACUUAACGACAAUGUGUAUUCAAUAUAAACCCACCGUAGUAGCUUGCUUUUGCAUACUUGUGGCUAGUAAAUGGUCAAAUUGGGAAAUUCCAUUGUCAAAUGAAAAGAAAGAAUGGUACUCGUAUGUGGAUCCGACUGUUACUGCAGAACUGCUUCAGCAACUUACUGAGGAAUUUCUAGUAAUUUUCGAGGCUUGUCCUUCCAGAUUAAAAGAUAAAGUAAUGGCCAUACCCGAUAAUAUAACUCAUCCACCAGCUAUGCAGAAUUCACCUUUUGAUAGCGAACCAAAGAAGGUCAUAAGAGACGAUGGGAAGGAUCCACACUUGCAUAAAUCAUCACACCAUGAUACUAAAUCAGGGCAAAGAAAUGAUCUCCAUAAACAUAGAUCUUCUAGGCCACACGAGGCUGGUUCCAGCAGUCAGCAACAGAGGGAGCGAGAAUAUAAAGAAAGGAAGGAACGUGAAAGGCUGGCUGCGCAGCAGAAGGCCUUAAUGGGUGGCCAAUCUAAGAUUCCUCACGGACACCAUCGUCCUCCAGUUGAUCCCAAAUUAAAGCCACAUGCAAGACCACAAUCUAUGGGAAGCUAUCAACCCAGCAAUCGUGCCGAACCCAGAGAUAUUCUGAGAGAGACAUCGAGAGAUUCACCAUUUGGACUGCCCAACAAAGAUUAUAGAGAUCAGUCACGGGAUCACGGAAGGGAUUCCACUUCCAAAGAUCCCCAGGUGGCACGUAGUGAUACGCGCGGUGAUAAAGAUGUGCAGAAAAGAGAUUAUCUUCUUAAACCAAAUGUACAGACUGACAUGAACAGUUUAAACAAUUACCCCGAUUCGCGAUUAAGUGCUGAGAAACAACGAAUCGACCUGGCUAACAGGUCUCGAGUGGAUCCCCAGAAAGUGUCAUCCACCAAACACGAUUCAAUGCGUAAACAUGAAGAAUCCAAGCCUUACCUUAAAUCUGAAACCGAUAAUAUUAAAAAACACUUAAGUGCCAGUGCGUACGAUAAAAGUAACGUUUACUUAAUGAAUAAAUCGCUAACCUCUACCUCGCAAAAAAUCAAGUCGCCUUUCCAUGUAGAUGCCUCAAAAUCCGUCCCCAAACAAAACAAGAAUGAAAUAAUUACUCAUUCUAAACCCCAACACUAUAAUGGAAGUAGCAAUGACAGUUCAUACAAUCUUCCUGUAAUAACAAACGAUAAGAUUAAAACGGAUCCCGUAUAUGUAAAAGAAGAGAUCCCAACUCCUUCCGUCAUCAAAAGACCCAGUUUAUUUUCACCAGAAAGUACCCCACCACAUAAGAAAGCUAUCAAAUCAUCUCCAACUUCUCUGAAGAAUGUUAAUGAAAUUUCUACACCUCUAUCUCCCUUAACUUCUCCUGUGAAUAAAAGAAGCAGAAAUUAUUCGAGCAGUUCAGAACCAGAACUAAGACCCGUUAUGAAAAAAAUAGACCAGGUCCAAGGUUUUGAAAAUCUCGUACGAGACAACACAAUCGGCAUGGAUAAAAUUCAUCAUAUGCCUGACGUAGUAACUCCUCUGUCUGACGUGAAGAAGGAGUACAAUGAAGUUCACGUUCCUGAAGCUUACAGCAAUGAUAUGAAACCACCGGAUAUCAUUCCACUAUUACCUACAGAAAACGCCAAUAUGUCUACACUUGUGAACGGUUUAGAGACAAAUCCUACUUUGAUCAGUCAUUUAUUAAAGGAGGCCCCUUCGGUACCUCACUUACCCGUGGUUGCUGCUUCGGAAACUACUGCCCAGCCAGUCGUUCAGCCACAAGUUCAGACAGAGGUUAAGGAAAAAGAGCACCAUCAUCACAAAAGUAAAAAGAAGAAUAAAGAGAAACACAAGCAUAAAGACAAAGACAGGAAUAGGGAGGAAAAGAAAAAGAAACACAAAGACAAGGACCGUGAAAAACACAAGCACAAAGACAAACAAGAAAUUCCCCAACCAGUCGCUGCGGAACCCAUCAAAAUUAAGAUCCACAAAGACAAAAUCCAACCUUUACCGGAGAGUUCGACGCAAGGUCCCAGCAUCGGGCUGAAGAUAAAAAUCCCCAAGGACAAAAUUAAGACUGAAAGCAUCAGCGAACUGUCCCAGCCUCCGCCAAGUGGCGGGCUAAAGAUUAAAAUUCCUAAAGAAAAGAUCAAUUGUGGGGCGUCAGUCGAUAGCAACAGUAAAAAACGCGAUCGGGACCACAGUUCGCCCCCAGAUGCACCGCCGAAUAAAGUGGCCAAGGGGAGUCACAAGGACUCCAAACAGAACGGCAAGCAUUCUUAUAACAAGGUAAGCAACUAUCAGAAUAACGUUAACCCCCGCCCUCCUCCUCCAUACCCUGUCAACAUGCCACCGAAUCGCGCGCCUUCGAGGCAGUUGUAUCCCCAACCACAACAUAAUCCAAUGUAUUAUUACCAACAACUGCCGCCGCCUAGUUUACCGGACAUGAGCGUACCGCCACCGCCAUUCUUGUUUUCCGAAGGGGCAUCAAUGUAUAGUCGGUACUUCCACCAAGGGUACAUGUACCCUUCUGAGAUGUACCAGCAACAACUACCACUGCCACACACCACCAAUGCCAAUCCACCGUUACCCAAGGAUGCGCCUCCAUAUGUACCCCCACCUCCUCCACCUGAGUAGUGCAACGAUUCGACUGAUUUUAAUUUGUGGCUCAAAAUAUAUAUAAAUUAAGCGUAUUAACUCCUUCAUACACAUUAAGUUUUUAGAUAUUAAUUCGUAGUUUUCUAUACAGAUAAAUAACUAAAUCAAUUGAAAAACAAUUAUAAUAGUACAUAUACAGUGUGGCCCAUUAAAAACCAUUGCACCCCUCUAAAAAUUUUUUUGGCACAUGCAAGUGGAAUAAAUUUGAUUUUUACAUGUACAUGUUUACCAAUUACGAUAAGUCACUCGUAUGAAAUCACAAAAAUUUUGAAAUUCCAUAUUAUUUACCGUUUGUACGAGCAGUAUCAGUAAUUCCAUAAUUUUUCAUUUCCAAUUCUGAUGCCUCUUAGAUGUGACACUGAAUAAGCCGCUAUAAGCCAGAAUUUUUUAUAAUGAAAUUCGCUUCGCUAAUUUUCUAAAAAAUUUGUUCUAAAAUAAAAAUUGCAGUAGGCCAUAGACUAUGAUUUGAAUUGUCACAAUUGGCUCAGUAAAUACAUCUAGAAAGAAAGAAAAAAAAAAAAAACAACGAAAUGUGUCGACAAAUUUUUAGAGGAGUGUUCUUAAUGAGCAACCCUGUAUUGUGAGAUUGCUGAUGAUUAGGCAUAUCAAAUAAACAUUUUUUAUCAAACAUUGAAAGACAAAAAAAAUGGAAAUGGGAACUGUAUUCUAAAAUUAUAUAUAAGAUAACUAAAAUUAUGAAAGUAAAUAGUUAAACAUAAGAUUUAUAAACAUCUAUUGAAAUGUUCGCAUAGAAUUAAAAAAAAAGUUCUCAAAAAAUUGAGUUUUAUAAAUAUGAAAAAAGUUUUUAUAUUCAAUUUAUAAGUGAUAAUAUCUAGUGGAAACCUAAGUUUAAAAUUACAAAUAAGUAAUUCACUAAUGAAAGAAAUCAAAUUUGUGGCUAACUUCACAAGAUGAUUACACUUCAGUACUGCAGGAGGAAUAUUAUUGUGCAUUUACGAGAUGGCAUUUUAAUUACAGAGGCCGACAAAAUUUUACGAAAGUCCAGAACCAGAAACCGCAUCUAGUGUACCCGAAGGAUUUUGGUGCGCUGAUUACGAAUCCGAGCUCAGAAUUGGUCCAUCACCCUAGAUUCUCGAAAUAUUCUAACCUAAAAAUGCAAAAAUCGCGGUCUUUGCUAUAUUCGGGGUCAGAUUACGUGAAUUAAUUUUUUUCUAAAAUCGCGUUAAACCUUACCCUUCUAAGCCCACUUCGAUUUCGUUGCAACAUGAAAAUAAACAAAAUUUAUCCAAAAACGAGAUAUAAGGUACUUAUAUGUUUCUUGAGUCGCUGAAUUUGAAAACACCGGCGGACCUGCUCCAUAACCUCAAUAUUUCAAGAUUUUUCUAACCUAAAAUUGAAUACUAUAUGCAGCAGAUACCUAUGUAUGCACACUGUUACAUUCGGAUGCUAAGCUCAUGACAGGUUCAUCAUAAUGUGCUAAGUAUAACCUACCAUACAUUAACCUAAAUGCGCAAUAACCAACGAGGGUUAAACCCACGACAGGUUAACCUAAAUGCGCAGUAACCUACGAGCGCUGAACCUUAAUACUAAACUUCAAUCUAUCAUGACUCUAUGGAAAAAAA